Neospora caninum is the source of this 1053-nucleotide messenger RNA. RefSeq names its product putative 4'-phosphopantetheinyl transferase. The record is from RefSeq and is a predicted model, not a curated record. The coding region runs from base 1 to 1053 and encodes 350 amino acids. The transcript is spliced from 6 exons. NCBI's taxonomy places the organism in Eukaryota, Apicomplexa, Conoidasida, Eucoccidiorida, Sarcocystidae. Gene Ontology annotation, cellular component: cytosol. Gene Ontology annotation, molecular function: holo-[acyl-carrier-protein] synthase activity; magnesium ion binding.
AUGAAUACUGAACUUCUUUCUUUGGCGAACGACCCCGCCAUUCUGGUGCGUCUCUGCGAUAUCCGGACUCUGCCGUCAACGGACGCACUCGUCACGAAAGCCGAAAGGAUCCUUGCGGCGGAAGAGAUUUCCUCGGCUCUCAGGUAUCGGCAGGAGGACGACAAGCGAAUGGCUCUGUGCAGUCGUCUGCUGCAACAACAGUUACUCUGCAGUCACUCCUCGAGACAUCGGGGCAUUCGCUCCGUCUCAGAUCUACUCCGAGCCAUGGACUCCCAGUGCGUAGGCAGAGAGCGGCCGUACGUCUUUGGCGGAGCGAGCGGCAUCGGCGAGGAAGAGAAGCUGAGACGCUUCAUGAAAAUCUGGACGAUGAAGGAGGCCUUUGUGAAGGCCCUUGGGACAGGGGUGUACGUCGAUCCAGCGCGACUCGAGUGCGUCUUGCCCGAGUUUGACUCUCCGGAAGCGUGCACGCCCGCGCCGUCUCUCGCGUGCCCAUACACCCCGGAAUAUGACUUGAGCACGGACACGUACGCUUUCUCUCCGGCGAAAACAGCCGGUCCGAGUGUCGCGUUGAGCUCCGGAGGUUCCACUUCCGCUUCCACCCAAGAAACAUUCAAAUCGCUGAGUCUGGAGUCUGAGGAGGACACCGGAAAGGAGAGAAAGAUCGUGCGCAUCCUCAUGGAUGGAGAAGAGCAAAAGGAUUUCGGAUUCGUGUGGCUGGAUGCGACCGUCGCGCCGGGGUUUGUCAUUUGCGUCUGCUGGGGCCCCGUGCAGGCGGCACAAAAGAAAUACCUGGAGUGCAUGCCCGAGCGAGAACGCGAGGCAAUAAAAUCAACCACGGCCAGGCGAAUCAGCAGGGACCCGGAAUUGCCAAAGCGUUUCUCGUGGGACGAAGCUCUCCCUUCGAACAACGGGGGCGGCAACAGUACGUUCCCCGCGGCGUCACGCCUUCCGCGGUUCGACGUUCGCUGGGUGUCGGGAGAAACUCUCCUUCAAGAGCUGCAUACCACGUCUGGCUCCAGCAAUGAUCCGGAACCGAAUCUCCGGCUGGCUUGA